Momordica charantia (bitter melon) is the source of this 1580-nucleotide messenger RNA. Its product is annotated as plant/protein. The record is from RefSeq and is a predicted model, not a curated record. Gene Ontology annotation, cellular component: chloroplast thylakoid. Lineage: Eukaryota; Viridiplantae; Streptophyta; Magnoliopsida; Cucurbitales; Cucurbitaceae.
CGCCCUGGUCCACUUUAUACAGUCGCCAACGCCCAAAUGUUGCCACAUCAAUCUAAACCCAAUCUUCAAUCUCUUUUUCCCUUAUCCUUUCUUCUCCAUCCUUCUCUCUGUUUCCACACCAAGAAUCCGACCAUGGCCAUCACCCUCACCCUCCCGAAACUCCCCCAUAUUUCCCCCAAUUCCACCACCAAGCUUCCCCCCAUUCCCACGAAUCUCGACUUCUCCCAAAACCCUAAAAAAUCCCCGUACAGUUUCUUCCUUCGGAGCGUUCGCGAUCUCAAAUCAUGUACUCUCCCUCUCACUGCUCUCGCAUUGCCCUUCUUCCUCGAUCCGCAGGAUGCGCUUGCUGUUGGCGGGGAGUUCGGGAUUUUGGAGGGGAGAUCAGUUGCCCUAAUUCACCCAAUUGUUAUGGGCUCCCUUUUCGCGUACACUCUGUGGGCAGGCUACUUGGGGUGGCAAUGGCGGCGAGUGAGGACGAUUCAGAAUGAAAUUAACGAGCUCAAGAAGCAACUGGCUCCUGCGGCGGUCACCCCUGAUGGGAACCCAAUUGACGCACCGCCAUCUCCCACUGAAUUGAAGAUUCAGCAGCUCACAGAGGAGAGGAAAGAGUUGAUCAAAGGGUCCUUCAGAGAUAGGCACUUCAAUGCUGGCUCCAUACUACUCGGAUUCGGAGUUCUGGAAUCGAUCGGUGGAGGCGUAAAUACCUGGUUUAGAACAGGAAAGCUCUUUCCUGGGCCUCACUUGUUUGCUGGAGCAGGGAUAACUGUUCUGUGGGCACUGGCAGCUGCUCUUGUACCUGCAAUGCAGAAGGGCAAUGAGACAGCUAGAAAUCUUCACAUUGCGCUCAAUGCUCUGAAUGUUAUUCUCUUUAUAUGGCAGAUUCCCACUGGAAUUGAAAUUGUCUUCAAAGUCUUUGAAUUCACUACUUGGCCUUAAUUUCCUGAUAUUUCAGUCUAAACUUCAUUCCCCAUUUCCUUAUGGCCUCCCUCUUCUCAACUACAUGUCUUGGACUUCCUUUUCUCUCCACUUUCCCAUCUCUCACUUCUUGCCUCCGGCAAAUCUUCUUCCCUUCAGCUAUGACUUAUUACUCGACAACUCGAAGUCGAUCAAAACUUACAUUUCUAUGUCGUUUUUAACGAUCUCACUGUUCUCCGAAACAGAUAUCAGUAUGCGUUUGUCUAUAGCUCUCAACAGGUAAUUUUUAGAGUCUGCAUUUGGAUAUUGGCCUGUCUCAAUGGUCCAGAGAAGUGCUGCAGAUUCCAGUUCCUACCAAAUAUUGUACCAACUUCAAAUGGUAGACUAACUGUGCAUCUUCGAGAAAGCUCAGACUAACACCGGAUCGAGACGUGAGCCUGAGCGCCCCAAUCCACAGAAGAAAGUGCUUUCUAGCGAGCAGAAGCAUCUCCUUGUUCCCUCAACAAUGCGGUAGUCAGAUGGAAGUCUGUCCAGUAGAGUUUCAGUUGUUUCUUCCAUGUUCAAAAAGUUAUGAUAUUGGCAGUUAUAGUAUAAUCUAAAGAGGAUGCUUCCCCAUUGUUCUUCACAUUUUUCUCCAUUUAAUGUAUCUGUUCUUUGAAGAAGCA